UGAGAACUAUAACGAAGUUGAAGAUGCCUGAUCCAGUUAAGGCUCCGAAGAAGGGCUCAAAGAAAGCCGUCUCUAAGAGCGUCUCCAAGACCGGCAAGAAGAAGAGGAAGACCAGGAAGGAGAGCUACGCCAUCUACGUGUACAAGGUCCUGAAGCAGGUCCACCCCGACACCGGCAUCUCGUCCAAGGCCAUGCUGAUCAUGAACUCGUUCGUGAGCGACAUCUUUGAGCGCAUCGCCGGCGAGUCCUCCCGUCUGGCUCACUACAACAAGCGCUCCACCAUCACCUCCAGGGAGAUCCAGACCGCCGUCCGCCUGCUGCUGCCCGGUGAGCUGGCCAAGCACGCCGUGUCUGAAGGCACCAAGGCCGUGACCAAGUACACCAGCUCCAAGUAAACCCGCUGUUACACCCAGCAACACAAUGGCCCUUUUCAGGGCCACCCACUGUUUACACCAAGAGCUUUAUUCCUCAUUAUUCACUUAAUUUAUGUAAUUAAGAAAUAUUCAUCUAAAAUCCAUUGCCAACAUAAUAGUCUCAAUUAAACUGGGCUGUUAGGAAAAUCUACUGUGUUUAAUAAAUACAAGAUGACCUACA
Molecule: messenger RNA, 594 nt
Organism: Micropterus salmoides (largemouth bass)
Lineage: Eukaryota; Metazoa; Chordata; Actinopteri; Centrarchiformes; Centrarchidae
Product: histone H2B 1/2-like
Exons: 1
Coding region: 24-395 (123 amino acids)
Cellular component (GO): nucleosome
Molecular function (GO): structural constituent of chromatin; protein heterodimerization activity; DNA binding
Source: RefSeq, a predicted model, not a curated record